Molecule: messenger RNA, 1260 nt
Organism: Ambispora leptoticha
Lineage: Eukaryota; Fungi; Glomeromycota; Glomeromycetes; Archaeosporales; Ambisporaceae
Source: the annotation of a GenBank genome assembly
AUGGCAACACGCAUGCAAACAGACACUCCAACAGGUUCUCAAGAUGGUAUUAGCUCAAACAUAGAUCGAUGGACACACAUAAAUAAACUUUUGAAUCGUCGUGGACCCUUUUGCGACGAAAGCUUUGCGCCUGGUCAAGGAAAAGAUAGCUUGGACACCUGUAAAAUUCUGGUAAUCGGUGCUGGUGGCUUGGGCUGUGAAAUACUGAAAAAUCUUGCUCUCUCUGGAUUCAAAAAUAUUCACGUAAUCGAUAUGGACACAAUUGAUGUGUCAAAUUUAAAUCGACAAUUUUUAUUUAGACCUUCUGAUGUCGGACGUCCGAAGGCUAUUGUUGCGGCCGAAUUUGUGAUGAAGCGCGUCUCCGGUGUAACGGUAACUCCUUAUCAUGGCAAAAUUCAAGAUAAAGACGCAGAUUAUUACUCACAAUUUCAGAUUGUGAUAUGUGGACUGGACUCUGUGGAAGCAAGACGUUGGAUGAAUGCUACUAUAGUUGAAAUCUCACGAGACAACGAAGAGAUAAUACCGUUAAUUGAUGGAGGCACUGAAGGUUUUAAGGGUCAAGCGCGUGUCAUCAUCCCAACGCUUACCUCGUGUUACGAGUGCUCGCUUGACAUGUUGAAUAAACCAACCACUUUUCCGAUUUGUACGAUUGCAAAUACGCCACGUCUGCCGGAACAUUAUCAGAAACUUGAUACUGAUGAACCGCAGCAUAUUCAAUGGGUUUAUGAAGCUGCCACUACAAGAGCAAAGCAGUUCAAUAUAACAGGUGUUACGUAUACUCUCACGCAGGGUGUUGUUAAGAAUAUUAUUCCGGCUAUUGCUUCAACAAAUGCUAUAAUUGCUGCUGCGUGCUGUAAUGAAGCAUUCAAACUUGCCACCACUACUGCACCAUAUCUAAAUAACUACAUGAUGUACACCGGUAACGAGGGAAUCUAUACAUACACUUUCGAACACCAAAAGAAACUCGAAUGUCCUGUUUGCUCCGACGAGAACAUUCCAGUCGCUGUGGAGGUGAAAAAAGAUAUAUUGUUAGAAGAGUUUAUUGAUUGGCUAAAAGAAAAACCUGAGGCCCAACUCAAGAGACCGAGUCUAUCGACAGCCUCAAAGAAACUAUACCUACAAGCGCCACCACCCUUAGAAAAGAGCACACGGCCGAAUCUCGAAAAGAAAUUACGAGAGUUAGUCGGUGAAGGGGAGGAGAUUGUUAUCACCGACACAACAUUGCCCUUCUCGCUAAGAUUGCUUGUUAAUUAUGUGUAG